Molecule: messenger RNA, 1145 nt
Organism: Aureobasidium subglaciale EXF-2481
Lineage: Eukaryota; Fungi; Ascomycota; Dothideomycetes; Dothideales; Saccotheciaceae
Exons: 1
Coding region: 181-1125 (314 amino acids)
Source: RefSeq, a predicted model, not a curated record
CUUGCUCCACGUCAACAUGAUUUCAAAGCGAGCCUUUCUCUGCAUUAAUGGCAAGAUGAUGCGCUGUGUACAUAAGGUGAGCGACAUGUAGGUGUUCUCUUCCUCUCAUCACUGCUCUUCUUCCUUGACGCCGCUCAAUCCUUCGCGUCUCUCUUUUCCAACUUCAGAUAUCGAUCCAACAUGGCACCCACAAUCCUCGUCAUUGGCGCAACUGGCAACACAGGUGCAGGCGUAGUCCACUCGCUGCCCGAAUUGCUCAAGAAGAGCGAAUCCCUGUCCAACCAUCGCAUCCUCUGUCUCACCCGAACAAUCGGCAGCGACAAAGCAAAGAAGCUCGCAAAGCUUCCUGGUGUUGAGUUCGCCGAGAAGAACUGGGUUGAGAUCGAUGACGCUUGGCUCAAGGAGCACAACGUCGACAGAGUCUUCCUCGCCUCAGCCGUCGACCCAGCUCAAUUCGCAAACGAAAGUCAGUUCCUCGUCAACUGUCUCAUCGCUGGCAUCAAGUAUGUCGUGCGCAUUUCCACCACGGCUGCCAACGUCACCUCCGACUGUCGAGCUUUCUACCCGCGCAACCACUGGGCUAUCGAACAGCUUCUUAGCUCGCCGGAGUUUGAAAAGCUGGCAUGGUCAUCUCUCCAGCCUAACGUCUUCUGGAGUUUCGUCUUUGGGCCAGCCGCCGGCUUCAUCAAGAACUAUCGCGAGACUGGCAAGCAGAGCACCUUGUCAAUGAUGAUCAACGCCGACGUAGGUGUUGCACCCAUCGAUGCAGAGGAGGUCGGUAAUUUUGCCGCUACCCUGCUUGCACAGGAUGACGUGACUUCCCACAACAAAAGGAAGUACGUCUUGAACGGACCUGAAGACAUCACAGGCAACCAGAUCGUCGAGCUUGUUGAGAAGCAUGUCGGCACCAAGGUUGAGAAGGUAGCCUUUGGGGACGUGUCCUUCAUCGACACUACGGCCGAUCAGGCUCCUGACAACAAGCACCUCAUAAAGUCAAUCAAGAACGCUCCUCGCACUUCGUGGGAAGGAAAGGCCAAGGCCGAAACGACGAGCAAGGAAGUGCUAGAUUUGUGUGCACCCAAGCUCACUGGCGCUGAAGCCCUGGAGCAAAUGCUGCAAGAGUAGACCGCCAUUACGUAGUCUCG